AAUUGGAUCGAGAUCUGACAUAAUGUACAAUCAUUCAUAUACGUAGAAGAAAAGAAUGUAUUUGGAAAUAGGUGUAUUCUGUUGGAAUAAUUCAGUAUUCUUCCCCUCUCCCCUCAAAGAUAUAAUAUUUGUGUAAUUGUCACAGCAUUAUUAAUUAAUGGAUAAGCGUCUUUUUUACAAGUGAAUGGCUUUUCUUCUUUAAAAUUGAGUUUGUUAGUUGACAGCCAAUGUAGUACGUCAAAUGGGCGUAACAUUUUUUGGCGUUUGCGAAAAUGUUGUGCGUGCUACUAUUUAAACUUGCAUCUUAUUAGCCCGAAGAAUUGGUAUAUUUUGUUUUAAAAUUUCCGUUUUAUGUUCCGUUCUGUCUGAGAAUUUUUUAUUCCAAGAAUGCCUAUGAAUUUCGACCUGCUUUGUCGACUUUGUAUGACUAGAGGAAAACCACUGCUUCCUCUUUUUGAUAAACAUAAGACUUUCCCAUCGAAAAUCAAAACAUUUGCUCCCGAUCUCAAGAUGUUUGUUGGUGACAACCUGCCAACUCAAAUUUGUGUGCUGUGUGCCCAGAAGGUAGAUGCUUUUCAUGACUUCAAGCUCCAGUGUGAAAGAUCAGACGUUACAUUGCGGCAGUAUUUGAAGGAUCAGAAUUCUCCAGCUCAGCCUGUAAAGGAAAGAAAUCCCAACAGAAAGUGUAUUUCUGAGAUACCAGUCAGCAGUAAUGAAGAGGACCAGGGCUUACUGGUGGAGGUGCAAGUUGAAGAACAUUCACUUAUGACAGACAGUAGUGAUGAUGAUCAGAGGUCUCCCAUCAAAAGUUCUGUUACACACUCAUCAAGCACUCAUUGGGCAGUUCAUCAAACAAACACUGAAGUAGCUGUUGAUAGUACAAAAAUUACAGCUUCAAAAGAACCUACUGAUGAGAUUAAGAAGAAAAAAACAUUUGACUGUGAAGAAUGUGGAGUAACCUAUGUUAGAAAGGACAGUUUAGUGUUACAUAUGAGAGUGCAUACAGGCAUGAAGCCAUACCACUGUAGCAAGUGUAGCAAGACGUUUACACAAAACAGUGCUCUUGUGAGACACUCUAGGGUUCAUAUGACAGGAGAAAAACCAUUUACAUGCAGUGUAUGUGGAAAAUAUCUGGGUGAUAAUGCUUCCCUUACAAAACAUAUGAGAAUACAUACUGGUGAGCGGCCUUUCCAGUGCAACUUGUGUGAGAAAUGUUUUGGGAAUUCUAAUUGCCUCAAAAUACAUCUCAGGACUCAUACAGGGGAAAAGCCUUUUCUUUGUACGUUAUGUGGGAAGGCAUUUGGUGGUAACAGUUCCUUCAUGGUGCAUAUGCGAAGUCACGGUGGUGAAAAGCCAUUUCCAUGUAAACUGUGUGGAAAAUCAUUUGUUGAUCAAAGUACUCGUACACGACACAUGAGAAUUCACACUGGAGAGAAACCCUUUCUCUGUACUGUAUGCGGUAAAAGUUUUAGUCAAAACAGUGCUCUUCUGAGUCACAUGAGAAUGCAUACUGGUGAGAAACCAUACCAGUGUACAGUAUGUAAUGCUAGGUUUGCUCAUAAGUGUGGCCUUACGUAUCACAUGAGAAAUCAUAUGGGUGAGAAACCAUUUCAAUGCACUGAAUGUGGCAAGACAUUUCGUGACAGUGGUUCUCUAGUUAUACAUUCUAGAACUCAUAAUGGGGAGCGUCCAUACCAGUGCUCUUCAUGUGACAAGGCCUUCAUUCAAAGGUCUCAUCUUGAAGCGCACAAUCGACAUCACACAGGUGAGAAACCUUUCAGUUGUGCACGCUGUGGUAAGUGCUACUCAUCAAAGCGGAAUGAAGCACAACACAUUUGUGGAGUUGAUCAGGAGAGAGCAAUAGAAAUUGGAAACCAAAAUUAUAACUUGCAGACUUGUUUACAACAGAGUUAACAUAAUUUGAGUGUAUACCACAUGUUUAUU
Molecule: messenger RNA, 1944 nt
Organism: Zootermopsis nevadensis
Lineage: Eukaryota; Metazoa; Arthropoda; Insecta; Blattodea; Termopsidae
Cellular component (GO): nucleus
Molecular function (GO): zinc ion binding
Source: RefSeq, a predicted model, not a curated record